This is a messenger RNA of Solanum stenotomum, 1249 nucleotides long. RefSeq lists its product as uncharacterized. The coding region runs from base 148 to 987 and encodes 279 amino acids. Gene Ontology annotation, biological process: mitochondrial respiratory chain complex III assembly. Gene Ontology annotation, cellular component: mitochondrion. The record is from RefSeq and is a predicted model, not a curated record. Lineage: Eukaryota; Viridiplantae; Streptophyta; Magnoliopsida; Solanales; Solanaceae. The transcript is spliced from 8 exons.
ACUUGUGCUACUUAUUUCACAUUGCUGUGGUUAGAAUCAGUCUCCUUCACAUCACAAGUCUACAAGACUACUCUUUUCUCCAUAAACUAUAUUGCUCUUUCUUGCCCAGUUUACAGGAAAUCAACUAUUGCAGCAGAGUUCCAAAGGAUGUUGACGAGAUGGAGCAGAGCGAUUUCCCAGUUUGGUAGAGUCAACUCCGAAUUGGGAAGACAAUUGUGUUCUUUACACUGUCGAGAUUAUUCCAAGGUUGCCGCCGUUGCCGAGCCGCCUGCUGAUAAACUAUACAAUGUUAAUGACCAGGUAAAUUUGAACAAGAUGUUCUGGUCUAAGCCUCAUUCACUGGCACUAGCACCUGAUUCACAAUUCAGAGUUGAAGAUCCACAAUACGAGGGCUUUAAGCGCGCUAUAUUUAAGCUAAUGCUAUUUUAUAGUAAGCAAAGCAAGUCCAUUCGAGGGGCAAAUGUUAUUUAUCGUCGUGUUGUUCACCAAGUUGAUAGACCUGCUAUUUACGAUGUAUUUAGCUUGGAGAAAACAUUUAAGACCACAUUUUCCUUACUAGUUAUCCAUAUGUGGCUUUGCUUGCGACGAUUGAAACAGGAGGGUAAGGACGGUGUUGAACUGGGACAGUACUUGUAUGAGAUUUAUAAUCAUGAUGUGGAGCUGAGAGUUUCUAAAGCUGGGGUUAACUUAUUGUUGAUUAAAUGGAUGAAGGAUUUAGAAAAGAUAUUUUAUGGUAAUAUUGUCGCCUAUGAUGCUGCGAUGCUUCCUGAAGCUAAGCAGGAUGAGUUGCAGAAUGUAAUUUGGAGGAAUGUCUUCUCUGAUGAUGGUACCUCUACGCCAAGUGAUGCUGCUUUACUUCCUGUCCAGGCUAUGUCAAGGUAUGUUCGCAGGGAAUCCAACUGUCUGUCAUUUACAGAUAAGGAAGCUAUGUUUUCAGGGAACUUCUUGUUCACCUCAUUGGGCAGCACAACAGCUGGUACAGUGUAACGACUAACGAUGAGAGAGAUGAAAACCAAACAUACUCAUCAAGCGCACCAAAAUGCAUGGAGAGAUCCAGGCCUUCUGUCAAUGAUAUUAUAGAAGAAAUUGCUGAUUGUUUAAUUAAGCAAGAGAUGUGACGUCCACUAUUAUCCAUCUUUGGUUAACUUGGUAUAAUCUGAAGCCGCUGGUUUUUUGUUCCCCAGCAUGAAACUUGGAUAAAAAUAUCUUACUGUCAUUUGUUAAUUGCUUCGAUUUUAAAUCAUACAAA